AUGGCGACUUCACCGCAGCUGCGCCGCAGCCGCGCCAUCUUCCCAUGCGUCGACGGGCCCGUGUACUAUGAGCCCGGCUCUGCGUUCGUCUCGCCGCACACGUAUGACCUGUCUUUGAUCGUCGGCCCCGACGAUGUGGCGGUGGCGAGCGGCACGCUGGUGCAGCAGACGCAGGCUGUCGAGCAGCCACAGCAGCAGCAGCGCAACAGCGGCGGCAGCGGCGCGCAGCGCGUGGUGGCGCGCACGUUUGAGUAUUCAAUAGAUGUCCCGACGCUGCCGCAGCAUGUGCUGUUCGCCGCGGGGCCGUUUGAGGUGCUGGCUGCGCAGCAGCUCUUUGGCGGCGGGGCGACGGCGCGCGGCGGUGGCGGCGGGGCGGCGGCCGCUGCGGCAGGGGCCGGCGGUGUGGCCGCCGCUGCUAUUGCGGGGCCGCCAGUGGUCACGGCGUUCUAUCCGCGGGCGGGGUCGCGCACCGCGAGCGCCGGCCGGCAGCCGGGCGAGGCGCAGCAGCAGCAUCAGGAGUGGCGCAACAACUCCGGCGGGCGGGAGGACGGGGCGGCGGCGUUCGCGGCGCUGAGCCUCACGGGCGGCACGGGCGCCGAGGGGGCGGUCGGGCCGGCGGCGGUGCUGGCGACGCUGCGGCCGCUGGCGCUGGUGCUGCGGCAGUGCGAGAAGCACCUCGGCUGCCGGGCGCCGUUUUCGCACCUGCAGGUCGCCGUGCUGCCCGCGGAUUGCGUGGCCGCGCCCUACCUGUCCGGCCUCGGCUGCAUCCUAUUGAGCUCCGACCUGGUGGCGGCGGAGGGCAGCAUCGAGGCCGCCAUGGACGUGGUAGCGGCGCUGGCGGCCGCCAUCUCGCGGCAGUUCUUCGGGGUGCUCAUGCUGCCGCCGGCCCCAGAGGACGCGUGGCUGUUGGAGGGCCUCGCCUCCUGGCUGGAGGGCGGCGCGCUGCGCUCGCUGCUGGGGGGCAACGAGGUGGCGUACCGGCGCUGGCAGGAGCGGGUCGCGCUCGCGGCAGUCGACGACGGGGUGCAGCUGGCGCCGCUGAGCCAGGCGCGCUCCUGCGCGCGUGUGCUGGCGUGCGCCGCUGCAGCACUGGGCUGGGUGCUGCCGGGCAGCGAGCGGGAGCGCGAGAGGGAGCGCGGCGGCCGCCGCGACCGCGACCGCGACCGCGACGGGGACGAGGACGGCGGCGGCGGCGGCGGCGGGGCGCGCGGGGCGGCCGCGUACCAGGGACCGAGCGUGAACAAGGACACCACCACAGGGUGGGGCCUCGCAUACGGCAGCCAGUCCCUCGAGCCGUGGGAGGCGCGCCGCUGGAAGGCGGCCGCGGUGGUGCUGAUGGCGGAGCGCCGCAUCGGCGAGGGGGAGGAGUUCAAGCGCAUGCUGGAGCGCGUCGUGGUGGCGGCGCGGCCCGAGGUCGCAGCGGUCGAGUCGGCCGACCCUAUCAAGCCCCGCCUGCAGCUGAGCACCGCCUGGUUCCUCAAAAACAUGAGGCGCAAGGCCGAGGGCAGCGCCACCACAGCCAAGGAGGACGCCAACGCGUUCCGCGCCCGCUGGGUCAACGGCGCCGGCAUGCCCGUGCUGCAGGGCGCGUACGGGUACGACGCGCGCAACAGCGUGCUGCAGGUCGCGCUGCGGCAGGGCGGGGGGCUGCAGUGCCUCAAGGCGGCGCUGAGGUCAAAGGCCAAGGCGGAGGGCCUCAAGCGGGCUGGCGGUUGUGCAGUUCGGCGCAUGGCUAGGGCCGACGCGGCGGCGCGGUGCGGCGUGGCGGACGAAACUGGCGCUGGCCGCCGGCCAAACAAAGCGGCCGGCAGCUACGCGCGUCCUGGCGCAGGCGCCCCUGCUUUGGCGCUCUCCGCAGCCGUCGCCCGCCACGCCACCCCGACCCUUGUCAUGGUGCGGGAGCUUGGGGGUGAGGUGGAGCACCUGCUGUCCCUGGGGGUGGACGAGGCCCUGGCGCUGCGCAAGCUGGAGGUCAGCCUGGACAGGCAGUCCGUCAAGAGGGGGCCGGGGCGGCGCCCCAAGGAGCCCAAGGACCCUGCCACCGGCCCCGGCGUCAACCCCGACUCUGCCGAGAAGCUGGGCAUCCCAGAGUCAGAGCUGGCGGGCGUGGCGGCGCUGUGGGUGCGGCUGGACCCCAACUUGGAGUGGCUGGCAGACGUGCGGAUGGCGCAGCCCCUCAACAUGUGGCGCUGGCAGCUGCAGCACUCCAAGGAUGUAAUCAGCCAGGCCCAGGCCGUGGCCGGCCUGGCAGCCCUUCAGCCGGUGCAUGAGGGCGUUAUUGAUGUCCUCGCCGCCGCGCUGCGCCGCCCGACGCUGUUCUGCCGCGUGCGCGCCGACGCGGCGCUCGCGCUGGGCGCGACCGCGGGGGACGCGACGCACAUGCGGGGCGCGCAUGCGCUGGUCGGAUACUGGAGAGAACAGUGCUACGACCCGGUCACCGCAGCGCUGCGCCCCAACUGCUUCGCUGACACAGCGGAGUACAUAGUGCUGCGCGCGCUGCCCGCGGCCCUGGCCCUCGUCCGUGACUCAUCCAACCAGACGCCCGACUGGAUCAUCCACCAGCUGCUGGAGGCCCUGCGCGACAACGACAACUCCCACAACGCAUUCGACGACGCCCACUGGCUCGCCGGCCUCGUCAGCGCCCUCGGCAGCUGCCGCCCCGCCGAGAAGCGCCAGCUGGCGGCGAUCCUGUCGGCCAUCGACCGCCAGCUGGCGCACGAGGCCGUUGUGGGCACCCACCAGUGCGUGCUCGGGGUCGCGUGCCUGAGGGCGGUUGCUGACCUGGCGUGCCGCGUCGUCGCGCCGCCCGAGGCGGCGAUGAGCGACGGGCUGAGGGCGGCUUUCGGGGCGGACCUGCACGGGCUGACCGCGCACGCGGCCGCGGCGGCGGCGCGCGCGCUGCUGGCGGACGUGCGGCGGCUGCUGCGGCGCUACGCGGCGCCGGCGGCGCCGCGGCACAUGCGGGCGGCGGCGCAGGAGUGCCUGAUGCAGUCUAAUGUGUUGCAUUUUGAUUCAUAUUGA
Molecule: messenger RNA, 3021 nt
Organism: Monoraphidium neglectum
Lineage: Eukaryota; Viridiplantae; Chlorophyta; Chlorophyceae; Sphaeropleales; Selenastraceae
Product: transcription initiation factor TFIID subunit D2
Exons: 13
Coding region: 1-3021 (1006 amino acids)
Biological process (GO): transcription initiation at RNA polymerase II promoter
Cellular component (GO): transcription factor TFIID complex
Molecular function (GO): transcription cis-regulatory region binding; RNA polymerase II general transcription initiation factor activity; chromatin binding
Source: RefSeq, a predicted model, not a curated record